UUAUGUUACGCACACACAUGGAUAUUUAAAUAUAACAAAAACUUAUAAUAAACUUAAGUUUUUAAUGUUAUUUACAGUUUCCUUUUAGUGAAUACUUUUACUUAAAUCUGAAGUGUGUGUAUUUACAAAAAAGUGGCUAUAAAUUCAUAGUUUAUUACAGGGACUAAGUGUUUUAUUCUGUGGCGGGCGCCGGUUGUGAAGUUUCGGUUCGAUUUCUAAAAAAGCUGUGAAUUAUUCUAAAAUCCCACAAAAAAAAAAGGAUUUGUAAAUUUAAAUACUUUGUUUUCUCUCAGAUUUUGUGCGAUUAAGCAUAAUCACAGCUGAAUAUCUUGUUUUAGAGAUGGUUGUUUGGUCUGGUGUACGUAAAUUUAGUGCCGUCGCCUUUGGUACCGGAGCUGGUUUCAGUGCUUAUUUAUAUCAACACAUAAAAUCGGAAGAAAGGCAGGUACAUUCUUCGUGGACAAACAGCGAUAAACCGAUUAACCCUUUUGCGAUAUGGGAUAGUAACUGGGAUUUCCGCAAUCCAAGGCAUCUAGUUAAACCUGCAAAGAAUGAUUCACCUCAAGAAGAAAAUCGUUACAACAGUGAUCUUGAAAAAUCAACGACCCGCUCGGUACGACAUAUAAUACUGGUACGUCAUGGCGAGUACUUAGAUGCCGGCGAGACAGAUGAUACUCACUGCCUUACGCAGAAGGGUUGUAUACAAGCGAAAUAUGCCGGUCAACGUUUGCGAGAGAUGGGUGUAAAAUGGGAUAAAAUUAUUGUGUCGACAAUGACUAGAGCUCAGGAAACAGCAGAAAUUAUCCUUAAAGAAAUUGAUUUUGAACCUAAAAAAGUAGUAAAUUGCCCUUACAUACGUGAGGGCGCGCCCAUACCUCCACAACCACCGGUUGGUCAUUGGCGUCCCCAAGAAUCGUUCUUUCGCGAUGGUGCACGCAUUGAAGCAGCUUUUAGACGCUAUUUUCAUCGGGCAUUUCCUACUGACAAAAAAGACACUUACACAUUGAUCGUGGGUCACGGCAACGUAAUACGUUAUUUUGUCUGUCGCGCUUUACAGUUUCCACCUGAAGCUUGGCUGCGCAUUAAUGUUAAUCAUGCCUCCAUAACUUGGCUCACAAUACAACCAUCUGGUAAUGUUACUAUAAAAUGCUUAGGUGAUUCCGGGUUUAUGCCUGCGCAGUAUUUAACAAAUCGUAUACCAAGUGAAGCAAAAAAUGUCGUUUAAAUUGUAUAUGAAGACAAUUUAUAAACGUUCUUCAAAGGAAUGUAGACAAGUCGACUGGUAUUAAGAUCAAAAACAAAAUGCUGAAAUCUUUUUAAACGUAUACUUAAAGUUGAUUUGAUUGUUAGUAUUAAGAGAAAAAUUGAAAAUAUCUUUAGAAUGUAUUAUUGAAAAAAAUAAAGUUUUG
Messenger RNA from Glossina fuscipes, 1409 nucleotides. RefSeq names its product serine/threonine-protein phosphatase Pgam5, mitochondrial (gene Pgam5). Gene Ontology annotation, biological process: positive regulation of mitochondrial fission. The transcript is spliced from 2 exons. The record is from RefSeq and is a predicted model, not a curated record. Lineage: Eukaryota; Metazoa; Arthropoda; Insecta; Diptera; Glossinidae. The coding region runs from base 341 to 1225 and encodes 294 amino acids. Gene Ontology annotation, cellular component: mitochondrion.